This is a messenger RNA of Echinops telfairi (small Madagascar hedgehog), 4441 nucleotides long. It is a transcript of the gene KLHL29, whose product is annotated as kelch like family member 29. The record is from RefSeq and is a predicted model, not a curated record. The transcript has 13 exons. Gene Ontology annotation, molecular function: protein binding. Bases 1 to 2517 code for a protein of 838 amino acids. Lineage: Eukaryota; Metazoa; Chordata; Mammalia; Afrosoricida; Tenrecidae.
AUGGACCUCCAGGGCAAGGUCAAAGCAAUGACGCAGUCCCUGGUGCUGGACGAUGGCCACCGGGCUGCCACCACGCCCUGCCGCCAAGGAUGGUAUGAGAUUGUGCGUCUGUCUCCAAGCCUACAGUCCCCCCGGGGGAUGGACUCCUUGGCCAUCACUGCCCCGGCGUCCAGAGCCCCUGGCAUCUCCAAGACAGACAAUCCGUCCCAGGGACUAGCCACCAGCAUCCGGUGGGGACAGACGCCCAUCAAUCAGUCCACGCCCUGGGACACUGAGGAGCCACCCUCCAAACAGAUGAGAGAGAGUGACAACCCAGGCACAGGACCAUGGGUGACCACGGUGGCCGCCGGGAGCCAGCCCACCCUGAUCGCACACUCCUAUGGAGUGGCCCAGCCUCCCACCUUCAGCCCGGCUGUGAACGUCCAGGCCCCGGUCAUUGGGGUGACGCCCUCACUGCCUCCCCACGUGGGGUCCCAGCUUCCACUGAUGCCAGGCCACUACUCGCUCCCACAGCCGCCCUCCCAGCCGCUGAGCAACGUGGUGGUCAACAUGCCUGCCCAGACCCUGUACGCCAGCCCGCAGCCCCUGGCUGUGUCCUCGAUGCCCGGUGUGGGGCAGGUGGCCCGCCCAGGACCUGCUGCUGUGGGCAACGGCCACCUGGCAGGGCCCCUGCUGCCACCACAACCGCCAGCCCAGCCGUCCGCCGCUGUGCCCAGUGGGGCCCCUGCCACCAACGGGCCCCCCACCUCUGACUCGGCCCCCGGGCUGCAGAUGCUGCGGACCAUUGGCGUGGGGAAGUACGAGUUCACGGACCCGGGGCACCCCAAAGAAAUGUUGAAGGAAUUGAACCAGCAGCGCAGAGCGAAAGCGUUUACAGACCUGAAAAUUCUUGUUGAAGGCAGAGAGUUUGAAGUGCACCAAAAUGUUCUAGCUUCCUGCAGCUUGUAUUUCAAGGACGUGAUUCAAAGGUCCCUGCGCGACGGCAGCCAGGGCGGCCGGGAGAAGCUGGAGCUGGUCCUGUCCAACCUGCAGGCGGACGUCCUGGAACUGCUGCUGGAGUUCGUCUACACGGGGUCCCUGGUCAUCGACUCGGCCAACGCCAAGACGCUGCUGGAGGCGGCCAGCAAGUUCCAGUUCCACACCUUCUGCAAAGUCUGCGUGUCCUUCCUCGAGAAGCAGUUGACAGCCAGCAACUGCCUGGGGGUGCUGGCCAUGGCCGAGGCCGUGCAGUGCAGCGAGCUCUACCACAUGGCCAAGGCCUUCGCACUGCAGAUCUUCCCCGAGGUGGCGGCCCAGGAGGAGAUCCUCAGCAUCUCCAAGGAUGACUUCAUCGCGUACCUCUCCAACGACAGCCUCAACACCAAGGCCGAGGAGCUGGUGUACGAGACCGUCAUCAAGUGGAUCAAGAAGGACCCUGCUUCUCGAGCACAGUAUGCCGCGGAGCUGCUGGCCGUGGUGCGCCUUCCCUUCAUCCACCCCAGCUACCUGCUCAACGUGGUGGACAACGAGGAGCUCAUCAAGUCCUCCGAAGCGUGCCGGGACCUGGUCAACGAGGCCAAACGCUACCACAUGCUGCCUCACGCUCGCCAGGAGAUGCAGACACCCCGGACCAGACCCCGCCUCUCAGCAGGUGUGGCUGAGGUCAUCGUUUUGGUUGGGGGCCGUCAGAUGGUGGGGAUGACGCAACGCUCACUGGUGGCUGUCACCUGCUGGAACCCGCAGAGCAACAAGUGGUACCCCUUGGCCUCCCUGCCCUUCUACGAGCGGGAAUUCUUCAGUGUCGUGAGUGCCGGGGACAAUAUCUACCUCUCAGGUGGGAUGGAAUCAGGGGUGACGCUGGCUGAUGUCUGGUGCUAUAUGUCCCUGCUCGAUAACUGGAACCUUGUCUCCAGAAUGACCGUCCCCCGCUGUCGGCACAACAGCCUGGUCUAUGAUGGGAAGAUUUACACCCUCGGGGGACUUGGCGUGGCAGGCAACGUGGACCACGUGGAAAGGUACGACACCAUCACCAACCAAUGGGAAGCCGUGGCCCCUCUGCCCAAGGCCGUGCACUCGGCAGCAGCCACCGUGUGUGGCGGCAAGAUCUACGUGUUUGGGGGGGUGAAUGAGGCGGGCCGCGCUGCAGGGGUACUCCAGUCCUACAUCCCUCAGAGCAACACGUGGAGCUUCAUUGAGUCCCCAAUGAUCGACAACAAGUACGCUCCCGCCGUCACCCUCAAUGGCUUCGUCUUCAUCCUCGGCGGGGCUUAUGCCCGGGCCACAACCAUCUACGACCCUGAAAAGGGGAACAUAAAGGCGGGCCCCAACAUGAACCACUCCCGCCAGUUCUGCAGUGCCGUGGUGUUGGAUGGCAAGAUUUACGCCACGGGAGGCAUCGUUAGCAGCGAGGGACCUGCCCUGGGCAACAUGGAAGCCUAUGAGCCCGCCAGCAACACGUGGACCCUCCUACCCCACAUGCCCUGCCCGGUGUUCAGACACGGCUGCGUGGUGAUCAAGAAGUAUAUUCAGAGCGGCUGACGUCCGCCGGGAGGCCAUGGCGAGACUGUGGACUAGUCUGGUGCGGCAAGCGCGACCCACAAGGAGACGUUUUCAGCAACCCCAGGAAGAGGCCAACAUCACGCAACCUAGGAACCGCUGCGCUAAACAUUGUGAAGUUGCUCUCCGUGGGCCGUGGAGGACCCUCCUGCCGGUGGGUGACCGAGCCGCGGGGACAGCCGGCGCCCGCCGGAGCGCUUGCUCUGAUCAGAGGUGCUCCCUCUGCCCGGUGCAAUAGAGUUUCACAUAUUUUUUCAACUGGGAGAGAGAAGCUGUCUUUUUUCCUUCCUGCAGAGCAAGCUCGAUCCCCCAGCCACCGUCGAUCAGUUAUCCGAUGUCAGUCGCACGCACCAGCUUGUGCGAGCGGCACCAGGCUCUCUUGGAAGAAGAUCAAAGUGUCCUUACCACUUUGAUCCCUACUUUUCUGUUUUUAACCAACCCACCCUUCCCAUGGCUGAAGGAAAACCAUGGACAGGACUGUUCGGUAGGCUGCUGGUCCCCUGGGCGGCGCAGGAGAAGCCGGGCUGCUGGAGCAGAGCCAGGCAGGGGCAGCAGGGGACAGCCGGCCAUCCUUCACAGGUGUUUGCUGGAGAAGGACAAGAGGGUUGUGCUAGCGUUCUCUUACUCGGUAUGAAUUAUUUAGAUUUCCAAGGCAUUUUUUUCUUGAUACACAAAAGGCUAUUUUUAAGUACAGAGAGACAGGGGGCCACCAGAAAGACACGAUGUGGAGAUUCCCGAAGCUGGGUCGUGAGUGCCAGAGUGGGGCAUUUGCUCUUAAUUUUUUCUACGUGCAGAAUAGAGGUUUUCUCCUGGGGAGGGGGGCACAUGCCCCCGUUUUAUUUUUAGAAAAGUCGGCGCCCGACAGCCCCGUGGAGGCUUGGUGAGCGGUAGAAAGUCCUGCCGCGGGAGGAAGCCAGCUCUGGCUUCUGGUACCAGCGCUGCGUCUCCAGGCAGCUGAGCUGAGGACCCAGGCCACGGAGCUGGGGCGAAGGGCAGGGGCACGAACAAAAACUGUCUAGAAAGCACAGGAGACUAUUUUUGAUAUUCAUAGCUAUAUAUUAAGGCACCUGCCGCCAGAGCGCUCAGGAUGGGGACAACCUUCUUAGACGAGCCAUGACCGCCAAGGCCUGCUGAGUCCCAGCAGGGUGCCUCUCCCGCCACAGAGCAGCCUGAGGAAGGGACAGCACGCUCGCUCGCUUGCCGAGGCUCAAAAGAGAAAGGCCUUCCUGCUAAUCCUCAGACCCUCAAACCUCACGUGGUCACGUGUCCAUUCCAGGGCAGGAAGGAGCCUGCGCUGUUGAGUUCAUGUUGGUACCAAAUACCCAUCUACCAUUUUUAUGCCCGGGAGGUCCCCUUUGUCAUCCCCCCCACCCCACCCCCGGUCGUCAUGUCACCCUGAGACCAUUCACGAGGAGAAGAGGGACAGGACAUGCCUUCCACUGUCCAGUAUUUGAUGACACAAAAGCCCGUCGGGCGGGCAUCCAGAAGCGUGGCCCCCACUUGGACAACGUGAUCCUGAGCUUCGUUAUGCAGUUUUUAAUAUUAUUUAUUAUUAAAAAAAAGUAAUAAGCACAAAACUACAUACAUUGUAUGUCAUUUAAAGUAUUUAUGUCAAACAGGGUGCAAGUGUGAACCCAAGGACCGGAGCACAAAUUCCUAACUGCCUGGGCAGGGCUAAAGUUAGCGUUGGGUGCGUCUACCUCCAAAGGAGGUGCUAGCGGACAGCAGGACUCAGCCCAGGUGGCACUGUUGGAAUCCGCCUUCUCGCCUCAUCUAUCGCACUGGAGCAAAGCUGGCUAUUUCUGUGAAGGAUAUAAAACAGGGUUCUCUGUAACGGUAUUGUACAUAGUAUAUGUUUACUGUUAAGUUCUUGUUAUAUGAUAAUAAAUAUAUUUAUAGAUCUAGA